This is a messenger RNA of Nannospalax galili (Upper Galilee mountains blind mole rat), 3084 nucleotides long. RefSeq names its product BR serine/threonine kinase 2 (gene Brsk2). The record is from RefSeq and is a predicted model, not a curated record. Gene Ontology annotation, biological process: intracellular signal transduction; protein phosphorylation; microtubule cytoskeleton organization. The transcript is spliced from 23 exons. Gene Ontology annotation, molecular function: protein serine/threonine kinase activity; ATP binding; tau-protein kinase activity. The coding region runs from base 1 to 2367 and encodes 788 amino acids. NCBI's taxonomy places the organism in Eukaryota, Metazoa, Chordata, Mammalia, Rodentia, Spalacidae. Gene Ontology annotation, cellular component: cytoplasm.
AUGUGGAGACGAAGGCGAGACCUGAACCCCUCCCCGCCGCCUGUUGCCUGCACCCGCCUGGACUGCGAGAGUCCGUCCGCCAGGUGCACGCGCCACUCGCCGCGGUCGCUGCAGCCGGCGGCCCUCGCUCGGGCUCGGCUCGGCUCGGCCGCCACUCGAAGCGGCUCGGCUGCUCGGCUGGGCUCGGCUGCGCGGCUCGUCGGGCGGGCGCGGCCCAAGGACACGCGGCGCCGGACCCGGGCGCACGGUGGACUGGGUAGCGCAAGCCGGGCCUGGCGGGUUCCUGGCGGUCCCUCUGCAGGCCUGGUGAAGCUGGGAAUCCAUUGUGUCACCUGCCAGAAGGUAGCCAUCAAAAUCGUCAACCGUGAGAAGCUCAGUGAGUCGGUACUGAUGAAGGUGGAGCGGGAGAUCGCCAUCCUGAAGCUCAUCGAGCACCCACACGUCCUGAAGCUGCACGACGUCUACGAAAACAAAAAAUAUUUAUACCUGGUGCUAGAACAUGUGUCUGGGGGGGAGCUGUUUGACUACCUGGUGAAGAAGGGGCGGCUGACCCCCAAGGAGGCCCGCAAGUUCUUCCGACAGAUCAUCUCUGCGCUGGACUUCUGCCACAGCCACUCCAUAUGUCACAGAGACCUGAAACCAGAAAACCUGCUUCUGGACGAGAAGAACAACAUCCGCAUUGCGGACUUCGGCAUGGCAUCCCUGCAGGUGGGCGACAGCCUGCUCGAGACAAGCUGCGGAUCCCCACACUAUGCCUGUCCAGAGGUGAUUCGGGGGGAGAAGUAUGACGGUCGCAAGGCAGACGUGUGGAGCUGUGGUGUGAUCCUGUUCGCCUUGCUGGUGGGGGCACUGCCCUUUGAUGAUGACAACUUGCGGCAGCUGCUCGAAAAGGUCAAGAGGGGCGUGUUCCACAUGCCGCACUUCAUCCCUCCCGACUGCCAGAGCCUACUUCGUGGCAUGAUUGAGGUGGAUGCGGCACGGCACUUCACGCUAGAGCACAUUCAGAAACACAUAUGGUAUAUAGGAGGCAAGAACGAGCCAGAGCCAGAGCAGCCCAUCCCACGUAAAGUGCAGAUCCGCUCUCUGCCCAGUCUGGAGGACAUCGACCCUGAUGUGCUGGACAGCAUGCACUCACUGGGCUGCUUCCGAGACCGAAACAAGCUGCUACAGGACCUGCUGUCUGAGGAGGAAAACCAGGAAAAGAUGAUUUAUUUCCUCCUCCUGGACCGGAAAGAAAGGUAUCCCAGCCACGAGGACGAGGACCUGCCCCCCAGGAAUGAGAUAGAUCCUCCCCGGAAGCGUGUGGACUCUCCAAUGCUGAACCGACACGGCAAGCGGAGACCCGAGCGCAAAUCCAUGGAAGUGCUCAGUGUAACGGAUGGCGGUUCCCCAGUGCCCGCACGGAGAGCCAUUGAGAUGGCCCAGCAUGGCCAGAGGUCUCGGUCUAUCAGCGGUGCCUCCUCAGGCCUUUCAACGAGUCCACUCAGCAGUCCCCGGGUGACCCCUCACCCCUCACCGAGGGGUAGCCCCCUUCCUACCCCCAAAGGGACGCCUGUCCACACACCAAAGGAGAGCCCGGCCGGCACACCUAACCCCACACCGCCAUCCAGCCCCAGCGUUGGAGGGGUGCCCUGGCGGACACGACUCAACUCCAUCAAGAACAGCUUCCUGGGCUCACCCCGCUUCCACCGCCGGAAACUGCAAGUUCCCACACCAGAGGAGAUGUCCAACCUGACGCCAGAGUCCUCUCCAGAGCUGGCCAAGAAAUCCUGGUUUGGAAACUUCAUCAACCUGGAGAAGGAGGAGCAGAUCUUUGUGGUGAUCAAGGACAAGCCCCUGAGCUCCAUCAAGGCUGACAUCGUUCACGCCUUCCUGUCGAUCCCCAGCCUCAGCCACAGCGUCAUCUCCCAGACAAGCUUCCGGGCUGAAUAUAAGGCAACGGGGGGCCCAGCUGUGUUCCAGAAGCCCGUCAAGUUCCAGGUGGACAUCACCUACACAGAGGGUGGCGAGGCCCACAAGGAGAAUGGCAUCUACUCAGUCACGUUCACCCUGCUGUCAGGCCCUAGCCGCCGUUUCAAGAGGGUGGUAGAGACCAUCCAGGCCCAGCUGCUGAGCACCCAUGACCAACCAUCAGCCCAGCACCUGUCAGACACCACUAACUGUAUGGAAGUGAUGACGGGGCGGCUUUCCAAAUGUGACGAGAAGAACGGGCAGGCGGCCCAGGCCCCCAGCACACCCGCCAAGCGGAGUGCCCACAGUCCCCCGGGUGACUCCGCGGCCGCUGGCCCUGGAGGGGACACCGAGUACCCGAUGGGCAAGGACAUGGCCAAGACGGGGCCGCCCGCCGCCCGCCGUGAGCAGCCUUAGACACUGGUCCCUCCCCAGCACAGCACAGCACUGACCGCGGCCAUCUGCCGCCACCCCGUGUGGACCAGGCCCCACCUGCCUGCCCAGACCUUGUCUCGAGCCUGGGAGGAAAGGAGAGUGGCCAGGCCCGGCCGCAGGCUUAGCCUCUGGGCUUGCUCUCUCUUCUCUCGUGGUCUCUGUCUCUGCCUGUCUCUGACGGCAUCGCUUGUUUCCGCUCUGAUACCAGGAAUUAUCCCGAAAAGUUAACAUGUCACCUCCACGAGGCCACCCUCUGUGCUGCGUGUGGACACUGGCUGACCGAAGGCAGCUGCUGUGGACUACCCUCUCUCCUGCUGCUGCCACUGCUGCCAGGCGGAGAGGCCAGCCCGCCGCCCACCGCUCCACCUGCCCCAGGCAGCUCCGCAUGGCCCACAGGAGGAGGGCCCGGCUCCCAGGGGAUGCCUCCACCAGCCCAGUUGCCCUGGACUCCCAGUGACCAGUCCUGCCCACCAUCGUCCAGGGCGGGGGAUGGUGAUGGGUGAAGCAGUGAGGAUGGACUGUCCACCGGCCUCCAUGUCAUACCUGGAGGCCUCCUGGGUCACCCACCUCGCCUCCUCCGACCUUGGCCUCGCCAGGGCCUCCUCUCACCUGUGUCUACUGCUCCACCUCGCUAGGCUGUUGGUUCUCUCGGGCCGAAGUGGAAACAGAGACCCCGGGUGCCCCAGAGCUGCCAGGCUG